AACGUCCUCACGUCUCCAGAUACCCCAAUUGAUACUGUGAUACCCCCAGCUCCGGGUACAUGCUCAGCUACGCUCGCCAGACGCUGAAACGAGUUCCUAGCUUCCAAGAACUGCUGCACGGCGCCAUGGGCUCCGCAAAGGAAGAAAUCUCGGUCGACGUCCUCGUCAUUGGCGCUGGCCCAACCGGUCUCGGUGCCGCAAAGCGCCUCCACCAGAUCAAUGGCCCCUCAUGGUUGAUUGUGGACUCGAAUGAGACGCCCGGUGGUUUGGCCUCAACCGACACCACCCCAGAAGGCUUUCUCUACGACGUCGGCGGCCACGUUAUUUUCUCCCACUACCAGUACUUCGACGACUGCAUCAACGAGGCGCUCCCCAACGAAGAGGACUGGUACACACAUCAGCGUAUCUCCUAUGUCCGCUACAAGGGCCUGUGGGUCCCGUAUCCCUACCAGAACAACAUCUCGAUGUUGCCCAAGGAAGACCAGGCGGUUGCCAUCAAUGGCAUGAUUGAUGCGGCGCUUGAGGCUCGCGUGGCCAACACCAAGCCGGCCGAUUUCGAUGAGCACAUCCUGCGAACCAUGGGCGAAGGCAUCGCGAACCAGUUCAUGAGGCCAUACAACUUCAAGGUCUGGGCGGUUCCUCCCAAGAAGAUGCAGUGCGCAUGGCUCGGUGAGCGUGUCGCCACCCCGGAUGUCAAGAAGGUGGUUAACAACAUUAUCCACAACAAGACUGCUGGAGGUUGGGGCCCCAACGCAACCUUCCGCUUCCCCGCCCGUGAUGGUACUGGAGGUAUCUGGAUUGCUGUCGCUAAGACCCUCCCUGACUCGAAGAAGCGAUUUGGCGAGCACGGCACCGUGACCAAGGUCGACGCGGAUGCAAAGCGAGUCACCUUCAAAGACGGCACUGUCGUCAACUACAACAAGCUCGUCAACACCAUGGCUGUCGAUGCGCUAGUUGAGCACAUGGGCGACAAGGAGCUCAUCGACCUGAGCAAGGGUCUGUACUACUCAAGCACGCACGUCAUCGGCGUGGGCAUCCGAGGAGAGCGACCUGAGCGCAUUGGCGACAAGUGCUGGCUAUACUUCCCCGAAGACAACUGCCCCUUCUACCGCGCCACUAUCUUCUCCAACUACUCCCCCUUCAACCAACCCGAAAAGAACGUCAAGCUCGCCACCCAGCAGUUGGCCGACGGCUCAAAACCGAGCUCGUCGGAGCCCAAGGAGGGCCCCUACUGGUCCAUCAUGUUGGAAGUUUCCGAGUCCAGCAUGAAGCCUGUGGACACUAAGAAUCUCCUGAAGGACUCCAUCCAGGGCCUCAUCAACACAGAGAUGAUCAAGCCCGGUGACGAGAUCGUGUCCACCUACCACCGCCGCUUCGAUCACGGCUACCCGACGCCGUCCUUGGAGCGUGAGGGCGUGCUCACCAAGCUGCUCCCCGCCCUCCAGGACCGCGAUAUCUGGUCGCGCGGCCGCUUCGGCUCUUGGCGCUACGAGGUCGGCAACCAGGACCACAGCUUCAUGCUGGGCGUCGAGGCCGUCGACAGCAUCGUCAACGGUGCCGUCGAGCUGACGCUCAACUACCCCGACUUCGUCAAUGGCCGCCGCAACGGCGAGCGCCGCCUGCAGGAUGGUGCGCAGCUGUUCGCUGCUAAGAAGGCGGGUCAGUAGGUUGACACGGAGUUGUAGUCUGUCUCACAGUACAGUGUAGCACUGGACAUUGGCGACGGCGCUAGCGGACCCAUGUAGCGGAAACGAUAAACGGGAUAUGAACGGCAUGAUACUUAGGAUACCAGGAUGGACAGUAUAUCAAAUUAGACGUAAUGGUGUAUGGAGCAGUUGGGCUCCCACAAAAGCUAUUGAAAAAUAGACUAGAUUCGUCACGUUAGUCUUGUUUUGGGUGUGUCUAUGUGAAUGUGUGAUUUUUGCAGGUG
Molecule: messenger RNA, 1930 nt
Organism: Paraphaeosphaeria sporulosa
Lineage: Eukaryota; Fungi; Ascomycota; Dothideomycetes; Pleosporales; Didymosphaeriaceae
Product: UDP-galactopyranose mutase-like protein
Exons: 4
Coding region: 60-1667 (535 amino acids)
Source: RefSeq, a predicted model, not a curated record